GCGGCGGCCGGGGCCGGGGCGCGGGCCGGGGGCGCCGGGGGGCCGGCGGCGGCCCGGGCGGGACGAUGAAGCGGCAGAACGUGCGCACGCUGGCGCUCAUCGUGUGCACCUUCACCUACCUGCUGGUGGGCGCCGCGGUCUUCGACGCGCUGGAGUCGGAGCCGGAGAUGAUCGAGCGGCAGCGGCUGGAGCUGCGGCAGCAGGAGCUGCGGGCGCGCUACAACCUCAGCCAGGGCGGCUACGAGGAGCUCGAGCGCGUCGUGCUGCGCCUCAAGCCGCACAAGGCCGGCGUGCAGUGGCGCUUCGCCGGCUCCUUCUACUUCGCCAUCACCGUCAUCACCACCAUCGGCUAUGGCCACGCAGCGCCCAGCACAGACGGCGGCAAGGUGUUCUGCAUGUUCUACGCGCUCUUGGGCAUCCCGCUCACGCUGGUCAUGUUCCAGAGCCUGGGCGAGCGCAUCAACACCUUCGUGAAGUACCUGCUGCACCGCGCCAAGAGGGGGCUGGGCAUGCGGCGCGCCGACGUGUCCAUGGCCAACAUGGUGCUCAUCGGCUUCUUCUCGUGCAUUAGCACACUGUGCAUAGGCGCCGCCGCCUUCUCCUACUACGAGCACUGGACCUUCUUUCAGGCCUACUACUACUGCUUCAUCACGCUCACCACCAUCGGCUUCGGCGACUACGUGGCGCUGCAGAAGGACCAGGCGCUGCAGACGCAGCCGCAGUACGUGGCCUUUAGCUUCGUCUACAUCCUCACGGGCCUCACGGUCAUCGGCGCCUUUCUGAACCUCGUGGUGCUGCGCUUCAUGACCAUGAACGCCGAGGACGAGAAGCGCGACGCCGAGCACCGCGCGCUGCUCACGCGCAACGGGCAGGCGGGCGGAGGCGGCGGCGCGGGCUGCGCGGGUGGCAGCGCGCACACCACGGACACCGCCUCGUCCACGGCGGCGGCGGGCGGCGGCGGCGGCGGCGGCUUCCGCAACGUCUACGCCGAGGUGCUGCACUUCCAGUCCAUGUGCUCGUGCCUCUGGUACAAGAGCCGCGAGAAGCUGCAGUACUCCAUCCCCAUGAUCAUCCCGCGGGACCUCUCCACGUCCGACACGUGCGUCGAGCAGAGCCACUCGUCCCCGGGAGGGGGCGGCCGCUACAGCGACACGCCCUCGCACCGCUGCCUGUGCAGCGGGGCGCAGCGCUCCGCCAUCAGCUCCGUGUCCACGGGCCUGCACAGCCUGUCCACCUUCCGCGGCCUCAUGAAGCGCAGGAGCUCCGUGUGAACGCCCGGCGGGGCCUGCAGGACCGGGAGCGCGGGCGGGGGCCUCCUGCCCGGAGGAGCAGCGGCGGGGGUGGUUGCGAGAAGACCGCCCUAGCCGCCUUCGGCCCCUUGGGGUGCCCCUACAUCCCUACAACCUUCCCCCCCCCGCCCCCCAUCUCCAACUGUGCCUGCUUGAACCAGCCCGCAGGUGCCCGGGCUCUGAGGACCCCUGGAGCCCCCACUGCGCCCUGCAAAUUCCGAGAAAUGUGAAACUUGGGGGAGGGGGGGUUCGGGGGAGGAAAGACAGAAGCUGGGAGCCUCCCAUCCCUUUG
Molecule: messenger RNA, 1581 nt
Organism: Sus scrofa (pig)
Lineage: Eukaryota; Metazoa; Chordata; Mammalia; Artiodactyla; Suidae
Gene: KCNK3
Product: potassium two pore domain channel subfamily K member 3
Biological process (GO): potassium ion transmembrane transport; stabilization of membrane potential
Cellular component (GO): plasma membrane
Molecular function (GO): potassium ion leak channel activity; open rectifier potassium channel activity; outward rectifier potassium channel activity
Source: RefSeq, marked provisional